AUGUCUGGUGCUGCUGCUGGUUUUGGCUUUCACCCACAUAUGGCAAGUUUUACACAUCGCUUUGUUGGUAAAGCGUUAGGUGCAACCAUGUGGUUCUGGAUGAUGUAUCGUGCAAAACAAGACGGUCCAGUUCUUUUGGGCUGGAGACAUCCUUGGGAUCACCACGGUGAUGAUCAUCAUGAAGAACAUCAUUAA
This is a messenger RNA of Mycotypha africana, 195 nucleotides long. RefSeq lists its product as uncharacterized. The transcript is spliced from 2 exons. Gene Ontology annotation, cellular component: mitochondrial inner membrane. NCBI's taxonomy places the organism in Eukaryota, Fungi, Mucoromycota, Mucoromycetes, Mucorales, Mycotyphaceae. The record is from RefSeq and is a predicted model, not a curated record. The coding region runs from base 1 to 195 and encodes 64 amino acids.